CUGUAAAAAUUUAAUAAAAAUAUCGGUGCCCCGCGCCCUUCCAGUCACCGUCUUCUAUGCUCUUCGAAAUUUUUAACUAUUUUUGUAUGUCGCAGAUUGUUUUCCAGUCUGGGGCUUUAGGAUGUUCUUCAAGAAGCAGCGUAGCCUCCACCAUCGAUUCUUCUCUGCGCCCAACAUGUCAGAGAUUGAGUGAUGGUUUCAUCCCAUCCAAGAAGAACAAGGAUAAGAAGACCAGAGGAUGAGGAAGAUGAUGAUGCACACUUUCUUGCUCAGGACUAUAAGAGCCGUCGCUGAGCCCAUAAUGGCUGUUGUCUCGACGACGAGGCCCCAAAUCCCCUCCUCCUAUUUUCAUUCGGCCGCCACCCGCAGCAAGCAGUAUAAUCGGCCGCCUGUUCUUGGCUUGGACCUUCCGGACGUAUGGACACCUCGGAAGGAUGCACCCGCUUCUUCCUGCCAACGACACGAUGAUGCAAAUACGUUGCUUCACACCAGAGUAAUUGAUGGCAGUUCAAUUGCAGAGGAAAUAAGAUCAGAAAUAGCUGAUGAGGUGUGCAAAAUGAAGGAUUCUAUUGGUAAAGUACCUGGUUUAGCGGUAGUUUUGGUUGGCUCGAGAAAGGAUUCUGAAACUUAUGUUCGUAAUAAGAUAAAGGCCUGUGGUGAAGUUGGAAUCAGAUCUUAUACAGCAGAAUUGCAUGAAGAUUGCACAGAAAAGGAAGUUUUUAGCGUUGUAUCAAGAUUCAAUGAUGAUCCAUCAGUUCAUGGUGUUCUUGUGCAGCUUCCUCUACCAAAGCAUAUGGAUGAAGAGAAUAUCUUGAGUGCUAUUAGAAUAGAGAAAGAUGUUGAUGGGUUCCAUCCCCUGAACAUAGGUUACCUUGCCAUGAGAGGCAGGGAACCACUUUUCAUUCCUUGCACUCCAAAAGGUUGUAUUGAGUUGUUGCUUCGCUCUGGAAUUGAGAUCAUGGGGAAGAAAGCAGUUGUGAUUGGACGAAGCAAUGUUGUUGGAUUGCCAACUUUCUUGUUACUGCAGCGGCACCAUGCAACAGUUAGCAUUGUACAUGCUUUCACUGAAAAUCCGGAAGAAGUGACACGCGAGGCUGAUAUCUUGAUCUCUGCCGCGGGAGUAGGCAACUUGGUGCGCAGAAGAUGGCUGAAGCCUGGUGCAGUGGUACUUGAUGUAGGGACCAAUCCAGUGGAGGAUCCCGACAGUGAGAGAGGCUACCGCUUGAUUGGUGACGUUUGCUAUGAAGAAGCACUAGGUUUGGUGUCAGCUAUAACGCCCGUGCCUGGAGGUGUUGGCCCAAUGACAGUAGCCAUGCUUCUUUCGAACACCCUGGAUUCAGCUAAGAGGGCCUACGGGUUCAUUUGAUUCCAGUAGAUCUCAGGUCACUCUGCUGCCUGCAUCCUUAGCCCUAUGAAUCACCUUUCCCUCCUUGCCUCUGGCGGACCACUAAGCUACCAGCUGCGCAGGGGGAUACAGAAACUCGUUAUCAUCAUUUACCCUAAUGUGCUUCGGGUAAAGCCAAGGAAUGCCCCAAAAGAGUCUGUGCAACUGGUAGACAUUUGCAAAUCUUUUUGUAUGGAGAAAGACAUUUGACUUUCGUUCAACAGAGUCUCACCUUUCGUAGUCCAAAUAUCCUUUAUUCCCUAAUGUACAUCCUUAUAAAGCAAAACUUGCCUUUUGAAUGUUCCUAAUA
Nymphaea colorata (pocket water lily) is the source of this 1694-nucleotide messenger RNA. Its product is annotated as bifunctional protein FolD 1, mitochondrial-like. The coding region runs from base 239 to 1366 and encodes 375 amino acids. Gene Ontology annotation, cellular component: cytosol. The record is from RefSeq and is a predicted model, not a curated record. NCBI's taxonomy places the organism in Eukaryota, Viridiplantae, Streptophyta, Magnoliopsida, Nymphaeales, Nymphaeaceae. Gene Ontology annotation, molecular function: methenyltetrahydrofolate cyclohydrolase activity; methylenetetrahydrofolate dehydrogenase (NADP+) activity. Gene Ontology annotation, biological process: tetrahydrofolate interconversion. The transcript is spliced from 5 exons.